AUGACGAAGAAAGAUCUACGCAUCCUGGUGAAGCAGGAACGUACGUUGCGACACUCGUUGGAAAACUUCAAACAGUUUAUUGCCAACUACCAAGACGACCGUGAUCGCAGCUCCCUAGAAAUGCGGAUGACGAAACUGGAUGAUAUCUAUGAGAAGUUCUUGGAUGUUAGACUGCAGAUCGAAGUGAUUACCGAUGACCAAGAGGAAGACCACUUCACGGAGACCGUGGAAACAGAAGAAGAACAAAAAGCUCUGCGGAUAUCCUCGAUCGAACAACGAGAGCAGGAGAACGCAAAAUUAAUCCUGGAGUUCGAGAAUGAAUACUACCAAGUGAAGCAGUCGAUGUUGGCGUUUUCCAUUCCAGCUGGAACAAGCAAAGCUUCAGUCGUACCUUCGAAUCGUGCUUCGGCUGGCUCCGACAUGCAGCUGAGAGUCAAAUUGCCCGAGCUCAAAUUACCUUCAUUUAGCGGAAAGCUGCGAGAGUGGAUCACAUUCCGAGAUUCAUUCAUCAGCAUGAUCCAUGGCAACGAACAUCUACCUCCCAUUGAUAAGUUCACUUACUUACGCUCUUCGUUAGCUGGUGAUGCGCUUAGGGAAAUCGCGUCAAUUGAAUUGGCAGCAGCAAACUAUCCUAUUGCUUGGAAAACGUUGCAUGAUACUUAUGACAAUAAGAAGUUGAUUGCUAAAUCAUACAUCGACGCAUUGUUUGCUGUGAAGCCCAUGGACAAGGAAUCCUAUGAGCAACUGAAUCGUGUGGUAGGCGAGUUCGAAACCAACUUAAUGAUGUUGGAUAAGCUUGGCGAAAAUACGGAAGGGAUGAGUACCAUUCUGCAGCACAUGGUGUGCCAACGACUGGAUUCAAACACCUUGAGAAACUGGGAAAAUCACUACCACUCAACUCAGAUUCCACGGUACAAGGAUCUUAUCAGUUAUCUUAAGGAACAAUGUCUGGUUCUGCGAAGCAUCAGUUCGAGUCGUUCAAGUCAAGGAGAAUCUAAGAAGCAAUUUCGUUCAACGGUCCUGAGUCACUCGGGAAUUCAACAAGUUGCAGUUUGUCCGUUUUGCGGCGAACAAGCACAUUCUGCUUUCAAGUGCAGCAGAUUUUGCAAGAUGAAGAUUUCGGAGCGAGCGGAGGAGGCAAAACGGAAAUCUCUGUGCCUAAACUGCCUAUCACCUGGUCAUAUAGCAAGAUUCUGUACUAAAGGAUCUUGUCACACCUGUGGAAGAAACCAUCACACUCUUCUGCAUUCUGUACCCCCUUCAGUGUCACAGUCAAGACCAGCGCAACAGUCAAGCUCGCAGACAGGUAAGAAAACGCAAGCACCUAAUUCGUCACCACCACAAAACUCAUCGAAACCCCAAGCUAACAACUCAAUAUCACCUCAGCAAAUGAAUGCUUCAAACGAGGCCGCCACUAGCCAGACACGAACAACAUUCGCAAGUACUAGCCAACCACAUACCACUGACCACUCUUCUACUAGCUACAAUACAGUCCUCUCGUCCACUACACACACACUUCCAAACACUGUUAUUUUGUCGACGGCCUUGAUAAACAUAAGUGAUGGUCAUGGAAACACCACCAUAGCACGCGCUUUGUUAGAUUCAGGGUCACAACUGUGUUUCAUGUCCCAAAGACUGGCUCAAAAAUUGAAUUUCAAACGCCGUCGAGAAUGCCUACCUAUCAAAGGCAUCGGUCAGGCGGCCACUUGCUCCACGCAGUCCAUUACUGCUUGGAUUCAUUCUCGUGUGUCACACUAUACUGUGUUGAUGCAGUUUUAUGUCCUACCAAAAGUUACAGCGGAUUUACCGUUGAGCAAACUCGAUAUCAGCAAAUGGACCUUUCCCAAGGGAAUAAACCUCGCCGAUCCAGAGUACUACUAUCCCAGCACAGUCGAUAUCAUAAUUGGAGCGGAGAUAUUCUUCGAUCUGCUAGUAGAUGGGCAUUUCAAACUAGCAGAGGGUGGCCCAGUCCUGCAGAACACCCAACUAGGAUGGGUCGUUUCUGGAAAGGUCUCCGAAAGUUCCAGAACUACUACCUCGCUCACAGCUGUCGCAUGUACAGAAGAAAAAUUGGAUGAUUUGUUAACACGAUUUUGGGAGUUGGAAUCUUGUCGCACUACUAGCACAAUGUCGCUAGAGGAAUCGCAAUGUGAAAGAAUCUACAACGAAACAACCACGAGAGAUGUUUCAGGAAGGUUUGUGGUAACUCUUCCGAAAAAGCCUUUUCUAAUCGAUCGUCUAGGCGAAUCCCGAUCAAUUGCGCUUCGUCGCUUUACUGCACUAGAGCGACGGUUAGACGCAAAUGCAAAGUUGAAGGAGGAUUACAGCGGUUUCAUACACGAAUAUUUGGAAAUGGGGCACAUGAAGGAAAUCCAAGUAGAUCCUGACGUACCAGAGAUUGCACCGUAUCCGUACUAUUUGCCGCACCACGCCGUAGUUCGACCUGAAAGUACCACCACCAAACUUCGCGUCGUGUUCGACGCAUCUUGCGCAACAAUGUCUGGAGUGUCGCUGAACGAAGCUCUCAUGGUUGGUCCAGUAGUACAGGAGGAGCUUUUGUCAAUCGUCCUCCGUUUUCGCCUAUACAAGUUCGCCAUUGUGGCGGAUAUAGCCAAGAUGUACAGGAUGGUCAACAUCGCUUCAGAGGAUCAACAACUUCAACGAAUACUAUGGAGAGACUCCUCCUCCGAGGCGAUUAGAACCUUCGAAUUAAAUACCGUUACUUACGGAACGUCCUCAGCCCCAUACCUGGCAACCAAAUGCCUCCAGCGUUUGGCAGAAGAAGGAGCACAGCAGUAUCCUUUGGCUUCAAGCAUUCUGUCCAAAGACUUUUAUGUGGAUGACAUGCUCACGGGAGCCAAUAGCGUUGAGGAAGGUAUCAAGCUGUAUCAGGAGCUGAGUCAUCUAUUAGAAACAGCGAAAUUCACUUUAAGGAAAUGGAGUUCCAACAGUCCGGAAAUAUUAGCAGCUAUCCCAGAACCGUUGAAGGACGACCGCACAUCCUUGGAACUAGAGCCAUCAAAAGCAACCAUUAAAACCCUGGGACUCUCAUGGGAACCUCGAUCGGACUAUUUUCGGUUCACUGUUCCUCAGUGGAGCAACUCUACUGAGAUUAACAAGCGUAUCAUCUUGUCCGAUUUUGCUCGUCUAUUUGAUCCCCUUGGAUUAGUCGGACCAGUAGUUGUCCAAGCUAAGAUAUUUAUUCAAAAUCUCUGGAAACAGAAAUGUUCUUGGAAUGAAACUCUUGGCGAAGAUCUCCAGCAAUGGUGGAUGGACUUCAGACACAACUUAGCUGAUCUAUCAACCCUGAAGGUUCCACGGUGGCUCGCUUUCGAUAACAGUAUCGUUUCGUUGGAAAUCCAUGGAUUUUGUGACGCAUCCGAGAAGGCCUAUGGUGCGUGUAUUUAUCUUCGGUGCACUUCAUUCGAUGGCCAGGUUACGGUUAACUUAAUCACGGCCAAAUCUAGAGUGGCACCACUCGAUGAUGUGCAGCGGAAAAGGAAGAAAAUCAGCAUACCAAGGUUGGAGCUAUCAUCUGCAGUUCUCCUGAGCCAUGUCUACGAAAAGGUUGUCGACAGCUUACGGGUCAAGGCACAACCGUUCUUUUGGACAGACUCGACCAUUGUGAAGUGCUGGCUGUCUUCAACUCCUUCCCGCUGGCAGAUGUUUGUCGCUAAUAGGGUCUCAGAAGUUCAGCAUCUUACAAGAACAGGAACAUGGAACCACAUCUCCGGAUCUGAAAACCCUGCAGAUGUUAUAUCCAGGGGAAUGACACCAGAAAGGCUAGCAAAUCAUCACACCUGGUGGCACGGACCAGAAUGGUUAAGGAAUCCACGCAACUUUUGGCCAAAAGGAACUACGACGGAUGCAGAAGAGUUGGAUCAAUCGUUAUUGGAGAAAAAAUCGACUAUUGCCGUUCCCGUACAACUUCAAGUUCCCAACGAUAUCUUCAAACUGCGAUCAAGCUUUUUGGCACUUGUUCGGAUUGCGGCUUUAUGCCGAAGAUUCACCUACAACUGUAGCAACCCAGCAAGCAGAAGGAAAGGCUACCUAUCGUAUCAAGAACGUGAAGAAGCGACGCUGGCACUCGUACGCCUUGCUCAAAGCGACAGCUUCGCCGAAGAUAAGGAAGAAAUAUCAUCGAGGGGACAAGUUUCUCCGUCGUCCAGGUUGAAAUCUCUUCAUCCUGCCCUAGUAAAUGGAAUACUCGUCGUUGGUGGUCGGCUUGAAAAUGCGUCAGUCUCCAAGUAG
Messenger RNA from Armigeres subalbatus, 4251 nucleotides. RefSeq lists its product as uncharacterized. Bases 1 to 4251 code for a protein of 1416 amino acids. Lineage: Eukaryota; Metazoa; Arthropoda; Insecta; Diptera; Culicidae. The transcript has a single exon. Gene Ontology annotation, molecular function: zinc ion binding; nucleic acid binding. The record is from RefSeq and is a predicted model, not a curated record.